Molecule: messenger RNA, 1731 nt
Organism: Rhagoletis pomonella (apple maggot)
Lineage: Eukaryota; Metazoa; Arthropoda; Insecta; Diptera; Tephritidae
Gene: rdgBbeta
Product: cytoplasmic phosphatidylinositol transfer protein 1
Biological process (GO): phospholipid transport
Cellular component (GO): cytoplasm
Molecular function (GO): phosphatidylinositol transfer activity; phosphatidylinositol binding
Source: RefSeq, a predicted model, not a curated record
CUCUAACGCACGUGUGACUGACACAGCAAAAUGGUCUUAUGCAAGGAGUAUCGCAUUUGCAUGCCGCUCACAGUAGAAGAGUAUCGUAUCGGACAGCUGUAUAUGAUUGCGCGCCACAGCUUGGAACAAUCGGGUGAUGGCGAAGGCGUUGAAGUUGUGGAGAGCUCUGAAUGUGAAGAUCCUGAUCAUGGCAAAGGCCAAUAUACAGAAAAACGCAUACAUUUGUCAAGCCGGUUACCAUAUUGGGUACAAUCGGUUUGCCCGCGUGUUUUUUAUAUCACAGAAAAAUCUUGGAAUUACUACCCAUUCACAAUUACAGAAUACACAUGUUCCUUUGUGCCCAUGUUGAGCAUAUCAAUCAAAACCAAAUACGAAAAUAAUAAUGGCUGUUCAGAAAAUUGCCUUGGCCUCAGCAAGGAAGAGCUGCAGACACGUUUACUAGAGGAAGUUGAUAUUGCUUUCGAUGUGCUCUCCAACCAAAAUCAUUACAAAAAAGAAGAAGAUCCAAAAUUUUUCAAAUCGGAGAAAACAGGUCGCGGUCCACUCAUCGAAGGUUGGCGCGGCGAUACUAAACCCAUUAUGUGUUCCUACAAGCUGGUGAAUGCUUCCUUUGAAGUUUGGGGUUUCCAAACAAAAGUCGAAGACUUCAUACAACGCAGUAUACGCGACGUGCUAUUGCUUGGACAUAGACAGGCUUUUACAUGGAUUGACGAAUGGUAUGGCAUGACGUUGGAAGAUGUUCGCGCGUUUGAAAAACAAAAACAAGCUGAAACAAAUGAGAAAUUAAAAGUAGCCGGUGAUAACUAAAGCGAUGAACACAAAAAAUGUAACAGAUUGUUGAAGCAGAACAGGGGAAAGGGGGAAGUGGGCGUGAGUUUCAGUAGGAAGCUCAAAUAAAAUAUAUAUGUAUAAGAGUAGAAUAGAGGUAGAGAGUUGUGCAGCGGGCAUUAAAAGUCAUAGCAUAGAAUACAGUCUGUAUAAACAAAGCUUAAUGAAAUCUCAAAAGCUUCAUUAGCCGUAAAAUAAUACACAAUAUAAUUACUCAGGAAACAUGAAAAUAUCUUCUAAAUAUUGAGCUUAGCCCUUAUAGUCAUGUUAUGUAAAGCAAAUUGUUUCAAAUUACUUUUAUAUAUACAUACAUACAUAUGAACCGUUUAUUUUGAAAGUGGCAUAACUGAACGUGACGGGUUUUCGUUCAACUUCAUCAAGCAAAGGUAAAAGGUUUUUUUCAUUAGUUUAUGACGAUAGGCCGAUUUACAGAUGCGUUCGGUUACAAGUAGCCCCCGUCACUUAAGCACAGGAGGUACGAAGUGGCUAAUGCCACUUUCAAAAUAAACGGCUCAUAUGUUCAUAUUUGUUGUUCAAAAACAAAAAAAAAAACGUUUAAAAAUAUGCCCACUUAGCUGCACGCAUUUAUCAACAAACAAUUUUUUCUGCUUCUGCAAAACUAGUUUUGAAAGCGGAGAACUGCUAUUUUUGAGUUAUUUUUACUCUAUUCCUAAAACAAAUACUUUUCUUAGCCAAUUUAGAGCGUUAUGUAACAAAAAAAAAGUUUAUUUAAAAGAAUGCACACUUUUAUGUUUGUAUGUGCAUACUAAUUAUAUGUGCGCAAUUAGUAAAUACCAACUACUAAUCUUGUACAAAGUUCAAUUAAUUUACCUCCAAAAACACACAAGAAUUGAAAGAAAGUGUAUUUAAUAAGACACAAAUACAAAGACAUACUAAAAAGAA